AACUUCCAACCGACCGCCUCCUCAUCCGGGCUGAUGCCGCUGAUGCCCGGGCCGGGCGCCGAGUUCGCUAAUUUCGGCGAUCGAGACAUCCUGCUGGGAUUAACGUCCGAGGAAGCCUGGGUCAGCCUCACCGACGACGAUCUACAGAACGGUUUGAACGAGACGAGGAGGGAUCGUAUCCUGCGCACGUACGUGCGAAACACCUAUCGCUACCACCUUCACGAGAUCUACUCGACCCUCCGCAACGAGUACACGGACUGGGAGAGGGGCGAGCAGAGCCCGUCAGCGAUCUGCGAGGGUCUGCUCUCGUUGCUCGGUGACGGCCAGGUGGCCGCUCCUCUUCUCAGGCUGGCACUGUUGCACUCGACCGCCGGGGGACGUGGCUACUUUCUGCACUUUCAGCUCGGUGACCGGCCGAGCCAGAAGGGCGAGGAGGUCCCCUAUCUCCUGGGGAUACCUCUGCUUCGCGCGGACGACCUGCCCGUUCCCUUCGGCCAGGCCAACUACACGCCGACCGACGAGAACCUGUCCAAAUUGCUGGUCCACUAUUUGGCCAACUUCGUCAGACGUGGGGACCCGAACGGUGUCAGCCCGCUGACAUCGGGAUCCGACGGACUUCCGAGCAGCCCGCCGUUUUGGGAUUCGUACGACUCGAUAAAUCAGCUGUACCUGGAAGCCGGCCGUAGCACGGAAAUGCGGUCGCAUUACAGAGGCCACAAGAUGUCGCUGUGGCUGAAUCUGUUGCCGCAGCUACACCGACCAGGCUACGAGAUCAGCAUGCGCCACCAUCACCUGGCCGACAGCCCCAGCCUGUACGAGGGUGCAGUGCGGCCGCAGACCAUGGCGCUCCCGUUACCGGCGCCCCCGCUUCCGGUGCCCUCGCCCACACAGCCAUCCUCCAUCUCGAGCGCCUCGAUAUCGACUACCGAGUGCACGCCGAACGCUACCGUGGCCACCACCGUGGCAACCACCUCGUCCAGGCCGUUGCAACACUCGAACCUCGGCCCGGGGCCUAACAACCUCUUGAGGAAACUAGCAUCCAGUCACUACCAAAGCUACACCACCGCCCUCACCGUCACCAUAGCCGUCGGUGUGUUCCUACUGCUGCUCAACAUCCUCAUAUUCGCCGGCAUUUACCACCAGAGGGACCGGAACACCUCGAACGUCACCGGCGGCCUGUCCUCCGCCUUUGGCGACAAGAAGAAGGAAGAGCUGCUCGAGGCUGGAUGCUCCGGCAUCGAGAGGUCCUCCAGCGGCAAGCAAAGGCUGUCCUCGUUGAACCUGAUGGACUCGCCGUCCUCGAGCCCGCCCACCCACAAGACGAAACUGGCGCAGGAACUGGAGCUACAGUUGCAAGAGUUUCAGUGUUCACCGCCGCCGGGUGGUGGCAAGCGUGUGCUCGAGCCACCGCUCUACAGCAGAAGCCCCUGCGUCCAGAGGACGCGCACUCCGUCACCCUGCGUGGACGCCACUACCGCCAGGAUGGACGACGACGACGACGACGACGACGACGACGAUGACGACGAAGACGAUGACGGCGGCGGCGGCGGCGGCGAUGACAACGACGACGAGAACCUUCCGGAACCACCACCGCCGCCCAAGGUUCCGGCCCCCAACGUCACCCUGUCCUGCCCGGGGAUCCUCAGGCAACCCGGCACGCCUGGCAGCACCAAGAAACGCGUUCAAAUCCAAGAGAUCUCCGUGUGA
Messenger RNA from Heterotrigona itama, 1707 nucleotides. The record is from the annotation of a GenBank genome assembly. Lineage: Eukaryota; Metazoa; Arthropoda; Insecta; Hymenoptera; Apidae.